AUGUCCAAUACUGUGUUCGAUGAUAUAUUUGUUGUGAACGAUGUGGAUCCAGGGAGAUACAACAAAGUAUCGCGUAUAGAGGCAACUUCGACAACGCAGGAACAGUGUAAGCUGUCACUAGAUGUAAAUACGGACCUUUUUCCAAUUCAACUACAAGACCAAGUUUCAAUUGCUGUUGCGACUUCGUUGAGCCUGGAUAAAACGACACAGGACUCUUCUGCAACUAGAAGUUGGAAACCUCCACAGCCUAAUGAAAGAUCUUUAGCGGACGAUUACGACUACGUCGUUUAUGGUGUAUCAUAUAAAUUUGAAGAGGUCAGUAAGGAUUUAAUCGCUGUUUACUUUUCAUUUGGUGGUCUACUGAUGAGACUAGAGGGCAACUAUAGAACUUUGAACAAUGUCAAACAAGAAAAUGCAUACCUAUUGAUUCGUCGUUAG
Messenger RNA from Zygotorulaspora mrakii, 438 nucleotides. RefSeq names its product DNA-directed RNA polymerase core subunit RPB8 (gene RPB8). The transcript has a single exon. Gene Ontology annotation, cellular component: RNA polymerase III complex; RNA polymerase II, core complex; RNA polymerase I complex. The coding region runs from base 1 to 438 and encodes 145 amino acids. The record is from RefSeq and is a predicted model, not a curated record. Lineage: Eukaryota; Fungi; Ascomycota; Saccharomycetes; Saccharomycetales; Saccharomycetaceae. Gene Ontology annotation, molecular function: DNA-directed RNA polymerase activity. Gene Ontology annotation, biological process: DNA-templated transcription.